AUGUCGGAUGAUCAGGCUUUCAGUUCAAGUUGGGAGAAGCUGUCCCAUGUCUUUGUCAAGGGCGCUGAGUAUGACUCUCGUGAACGCCAGCCCCAUCCGAGACAUUUGGAAGGGUCCUGGGUAGAUCUUACCAACUGCGUCAACGCACUAUUGGACGACGAAAGCAAGAGCCGACUUAUUUGGCUUCAUGGGGAGGCGGGUGUCGGAAAGUCUGCUGUUGCGUUCAAUGCAGCUGAAAGGAUGAAAGGCCUGAAGAUAGCAGGUGAUCAGAAUGUCGAAAAGCGGCUCGCGGGAUCUUUCGUUUUCUCGCGCAAACACACGAAACGCUCAACAACUGGAUAUUUUUUUGCGACACUUGCCUACCAGCUUGUGAGCGCUCAUCCUGUCAUCCGGAAUGACAUGGCAAGAUGCAUCCGGGACAAUCCAGCCCUUCUAGACCCCGACAAGUCUCUUCGUGACCAAAUGGAAGCACUCUUUCUCUUACCUCUCCGGUGGCUU
Suillus subaureus is the source of this 498-nucleotide messenger RNA. RefSeq lists its product as uncharacterized. The record is from RefSeq and is a predicted model, not a curated record. NCBI's taxonomy places the organism in Eukaryota, Fungi, Basidiomycota, Agaricomycetes, Boletales, Suillaceae. The transcript has a single exon. The annotation marks the transcript as partial.